AUGUUUUCUGAACCCAUAGUGAAGUUGGCCUACAUAAUACCUUUGAAAAGAAUUAACCUGAACAGAUCACAGAAGCCUAUUUCAAACGUGACUCUAAGGGCCAACGCCACUGAUCUAGUGGAAUUGAACGACACUGCCAUUUUCACCUGCUCUGUCUCCUCUGGCACCUCCCUCUCCUACCGCUGGCUGAAUGGCAGCUCAGAGGUCACAGCCAGUGACAGAGUUCGGCUUGGUGUUGGGUACAACACUCUUACCAUAGUCAGUGUGACACGAUACGAUGAAGGGCCGUUAAGAUGUGAGGUCAUCAAUGGAAUCAGCAAUGGCACCAGCCGGCCCAUUGGCCUCAAUGUUAGAUAUGGCCCAAGUAACCUCACCAUGAUGGUAGUUCCUGAGAUGACCAUAGGACAUACAGCCUACAAGACGGGCUCUGUCAUCACUCUGUCCUGCUCCGCUCAGUCCAAACCCGCUGAGUCCUUCAAGUGGAGCUUUAAUGGGACGUUCCUCAACGAGCAAAGCCCACAGCUCAGCCUGCAGAACACCAGAGAGAACCAGACAGGAAGUUACGCCUGCUUAGCCUACAACAAUGUCACACUCCGAUACGCCACCAUGACCACAAUGAUAAAGAUCGUGGAGCCGAUAUCAGCGGUUACGUUGAACCGUGAUGGGAAGCCACCAAUACUGGAUCAAUCGGUCACUCUGCGGUGUGAGGUGACUGGACCUGUAGACUACAUUCACUGGCUGAUGAACGGCCAGCUCAUCUCCCUAAACAACAGAACAUUCUUCUCUACGGACAACAAGACAAUGGUUAUCAACCCAAUCCAGUUGUCUGAUAGUGGAGAAUAUCUAUGUGAGGCCUUUAAUGCUGUUAGCAACCUGACCAGCAUGACAUACAAGCUUGUGGUGAACUGUGAGUAUUACAAGAGCUGGUAG
Salvelinus fontinalis (brook trout) is the source of this 930-nucleotide messenger RNA. Its product is annotated as carcinoembryonic antigen-related cell adhesion molecule 1-like. The transcript is spliced from 4 exons. The record is from RefSeq and is a predicted model, not a curated record. NCBI's taxonomy places the organism in Eukaryota, Metazoa, Chordata, Actinopteri, Salmoniformes, Salmonidae. Bases 1 to 930 code for a protein of 309 amino acids.